CUCAUCUCUUCUCCUCACUCCGCGGCCGCAGCGAACCCUUCCCUCCUCUCUCGCCGCCGCCGCCGAUCCCCACCUGGAAGCAGCGAGCCGCCGCCUCCUCCCCAAUUCCUCUCCAGAAUGGCCGGGGCGAGGAGCCUGCUCCUGAGGCACCUCCGCGUGGCGGUGGCCCCUUCCUCCUCCUCACCGGCGGCGUCCCUCAGGCCCGUGGUGGCGCUGCGCGAGGCCCUGUGUGCCCGGCGGUGGAUGUCGUCGGAGGAGGCCAAGGGGUCGUUCCUGGACAAGGCCGAGGUCACCGAGCGCAUCGUCAAGGUCGUCAGGAACUUCCAGAAGAUCGACGACCCCGCCAAGGUCACACCAGAUGCACAUUUCAAGAAUGAUCUUGGUCUAGACAGUUUGGACGCAGUGGAGGUUGUCAUGGCUUUGGAAGAGGAAUUUGGUUUUGAGAUACCUGACAAUGAAGCUGACAAGAUCGACUCCAUUAAAGUUGCAGUUGAUUUCAUUGCUUCACACCCCCAAGCAAAAUGAGCAAAUCAAUUGUGUUAUACUCGUUAAUUUUCUAUGUUUUGUUGUCACGGAGCCUGUCUAAGGUGGAAGUCAUCUGCUGUCCGCAUGAUGUCCACUUUUGCAAUCAGCAUUGUACCAAUGCUACCGUUCUGAAUAUUUUCUUCUGCCUGUGGGUUUUCUGGACCAAAUAAUACUUGAUUCUGAGGCGGCAGCCCGCCAUCUUGUAUGGAGAUUUCGCUGGAUAUCAAAGGUUUAGUUUCAUGCCAAGAGUCUCA
Molecule: messenger RNA, 779 nt
Organism: Oryza sativa Japonica Group (Japanese rice)
Lineage: Eukaryota; Viridiplantae; Streptophyta; Magnoliopsida; Poales; Poaceae
Product: acyl carrier protein 2, mitochondrial
Biological process (GO): fatty acid biosynthetic process
Cellular component (GO): mitochondrion
Molecular function (GO): acyl carrier activity; phosphopantetheine binding; acyl binding
Source: RefSeq, a predicted model, not a curated record